Messenger RNA from Pieris macdunnoughi, 2652 nucleotides. NCBI's taxonomy places the organism in Eukaryota, Metazoa, Arthropoda, Insecta, Lepidoptera, Pieridae. The record is from the annotation of a GenBank genome assembly.
AUGUCAACAGUUAAUUUAGCUAGUGUUUUUUUUUGUUUUUGUGUCGUGAAUUUUGUUUUUGCUCAAGUCAAAUUUGAUUUAAGUUCCGCUAAUAGUGAUGUUAUUUGGACAGUUGAAAAUGAGAACAAAUCUAUAUCAAUCCCCGCUACAGUACCGGGAGGGAUAUACUCCGACCUGCAAAAGGAGGGUAUUAUCAGCAAUAUUCUACAUGGAUUCAACGAUGUCCUCACACGUUGGGUGGCUUACGAUUCUUGGACCUACAAAAGCAGAUUUCAAAUCAAUUCUGAACAUUUGAAUUAUAUUUCGUCCGAUUUAAUUCUUGAAGGCGUGGAUACAAUCAGUUUCUUAGAAGUGAACGGCAUCCCCAUUGGCCUUACAAACAACAUGUUCGUAAAAUAUAUUUUCGACAUCAGACAAUAUAUCAAGGAAGGUGAAAACGAAUUGAUUUUUAACUUUAUGUCACCAAUAGACGCAGCUAAAGAACGGUCAAGCAAGCACUUUACAGCCCCCGAAUGCGUGCCAGAAGAAUAUCAUGGAGAAUGUCACGCUAAUCAACUAAGGAAGAUGCAAGCUUCGUUUAGUUGGGAUUGGGGACCAGCUUUUCCUUCUGUCGGCUUAUGGAAAAACGUUUCUAUUAUGUUUCACAACGGCGCGUUAAUACGAAGCGUUACAACUCACACGCAUAGAGAUAAAUCACAUUGGUAUCUCAGAAUAAUUGCUACGUUGAAUGGAACAAAAAAUAUCAGAGGUUUCUUGAGUGCGCAGUUGUCUGUAGACGCCGACCAGUCUCUUACAGUAGGAAAGCAUUUGAAUAUCUCAAGCGUGGAAGAUGGAACAGAAGUGGAGCUUAAUAUGACUAUAAGUGUGAAUGUGGUCUCCCUAUGGUGGCCCAAUGGGUACGGGGAGCAUCCUUUAUAUGACCUUAAAAUAAGUCUGACAAACGAAGAAAAUGAACUGUCCCAGAAGAAGUUAAAGAUUGGCUUUCGCACAGUGGAACUUGUUGAAGCAGACGCGUCUACUGUCCUUGGAAACACGACUGGCGGUCAAGGACUGACGUUCUUCUUCAAAGUGAAUGGAUAUCCCAUAUUUAUGAAAGGCUCCAACUGGAUUCCAGCCCAUAUACUUCCCGAACUGGGAGCCGAUGAAAAGACAGUUGACAAUCUCCUUGAAUCUGCACGUGAUGCACACAUGGCAAUGUUGAGAGUGUGGGGCGGUGGGGUCUACGAGUCAGAUUACUUCUACCAGCGAUGUGACGAGCUCGGGAUACUAAUAUGGCAAGACUUUCUCUUCGCCUGUGCCAUGUAUCCAACAGAUAAAGAAUUUUUGGAAACUGUCAAAUUAGAAAUCGAACAAAAUGUGCAGCGUCUUCAACACCACGCUUCAAUAGCUGUGUGGGCUGGCAAUAACGAGAAUGAAGUAGCUCUCAGAGGAAAUUGGUAUAAAACUCAGCCAGACUUCGACAGGUAUAAGGAGGAGUACAUCAAACUCUACGUAGAUACUAUAAAGCCCAUAGUGGAGAUGCUGGAUCCUGGUCGACGAUACCUAGUUUCAAGCCCGUCAAAUGGCAGACAAUCUGAAGAAGAUGGAUAUGUAGCUCUGAACCCGUAUGACCCACAUUACGGUGAUACGCAUUACUAUAAUUAUAUAGCAGACAAUUGGGACUCCAAUAUCUAUCCUAAAACAAGAUUCGCUUCAGAAUACGGCUUCCAGUCUUUCCCAUCGCUAAAAACAAUGACAGACGCGACGAAUAGAAGUGACGAUUUUCGGUUAGACAGCGAAUAUUCCAAACAUAGACAGCACAGUCCAAAUGGAAAUAAUAACAUUGAACUGCAACUCACCAAACAUUUGAAGUUAGAUACAAAUGAUAGCAAAUAUUUUGAGAAGUUUGUUUUCUACAGUCAGAUAAGUCAAGCAAUGUCAAUGAAGGCGGAAACCGAGUUCUAUCGUCAAAGUCAAGCUGACUGGUACACAAUGGGAGCGUUAUAUUGGCAACUUAAUGAUGUAUGGCAAGCACCUUCUUGGUCAGGAAUUGAAUAUGGCGGUAAAUGGAAAAUGCUGCACUUCUUCGCAAAGCGGUUUUUCGCACCAGUUUUGGUUUCACCUCGACUGACAUUAACUGGCAAUGUCGACGUGUACCUAAUCAAUGAUAGAUUUGUCCCACUAACUGGUGCAGAAAUUAUCGUAGAUGUAUUUAACUGGACUAGUUUAACACCUAUAUUUAAUAAAACUUACCCUGCAAAUGCAAAGAUUUUGUCUAGCUCAAAACAGACAAGAUUGAACAUAUGGAAUAACGACAGCAAGGACGAGGUUUUCAUAAGAUUCUCGCUUAAAUAUAAUGGAGCUUUGUGGUCUCCACAAAAUUUCGUUUUUCCGAUACCAUUGAAAAAUGUUAAAGGUUUACAAACACCUCGAAUAAAGAUAAAACUCCAGAGACCCACUAUCCAAGCAGCAGAUGAAACUAAAUUCAUAAUCAGUAUAGAAACAGAUAGUGUCGUCUUGUUUCUAUGGUUGGAGUCAGAAGUGGAAGGCCGAUUUAGUGACAAUGGUUUAAUUUUGACGGAUCCCGUAACCAAUAUAUACUUUACUACUAAAAUCAAUAUUAACAAAAAUGUGAUACAGCGGGGAAUAUCGUAUCAAUACUAUAAUCAUUAA